AAGGAGAAAAAAAUCACAAAGUCCGACUAGCAGUUGGAAAUGGAGUAAGAAAUGAUGUAUGGAGGGAAUUUUUAGACAGAUUUGGUGCUGUUAAGAUCUGUGAGUUUUAUGGUGCUACUGAAGGAAACAUCUGUUUCAUGAACCACACAGGAAAAAUCGGAUCUGUUGGACGCACCAAUUUCUUUUAUAAGCUUUUUUUCCCAUUUGAUUUAAUCAAGUAUGAUUUCCAAAAAGAUGAACCAAUUAGAAAUAAGCACGGUUGGUGUGAAAAAGUUAAGAAAGGUGAGGCUGGUCUUCUCAUUUCCAAAGUCAAUGCGAAGAACCCCUUCUUUGGUUACGCUGGCAAUAAGAAACACACAGAAAAGAAAUUACUCUGUGAGGUAUUUAAGAAGGGAGAUCUUUAUUUUAAUACUGGAGAUCUAAUGGUUCAAGACCAUGAGAAUUUUCUUUAUUUUUGGGACAGGAUUGGAGAUACCUUCAGAUGGAAAGGGGAGAAUGUUGCAACUACAGAAGUUUCUGAUGUCAUUGUAAUGUUGGACUUCAUACAAGAAGCAAAUGUGUAUGGUGUAUCUGUGCCAGUUUUGGGAGAAGAUACUGGCAAGAGAGAAAGGCUAAAACUGAAGAGAAGACUUAGUUGGCUAAUCUGGGAGAGAGGCUCAGCACUUUUGGUUUUGGGAGAGGAAUGUUUUUUUUCCUCUCUUGUUUUAAAGCAGAAUACAUCAUUAGACUUGGAGCAAAUGUACAAGCAAGUAGUGACCUAUCUACCAAGUUAUGCUUGUCCUCUUUUUUUAAGAGUCCAGGAAAAAAUGGAAAUGACUGGAACAUUCAAACAACAAAAAUUUCGACUGGUGGAUGAAGGUUUUAAUCCAUCUACAAUUACUGAUCCUCUUUAUUUUCUAGAUAAUUCUAAGAAAGCAUAUGUCUUGUUAACCAAAGAGGUACAUGAGAUGAUCUUAUCUGGGAAAAUGAAACUUUAA
Molecule: messenger RNA, 977 nt
Organism: Cariama cristata (Red-legged seriema)
Lineage: Eukaryota; Metazoa; Chordata; Aves; Cariamiformes; Cariamidae
Product: long-chain fatty acid transport protein 6-like
Exons: 7
Molecular function (GO): long-chain fatty acid transmembrane transporter activity; long-chain fatty acid-CoA ligase activity
Source: RefSeq, a predicted model, not a curated record